AACGUCGAUGUUGGAUGGUAAGUUUGCAAUAACAAGCGGGAACUAUCAUUACCCGCCAUCACUAACCACCUUCUCCACCAGCAGCAGCAACAACAACUAUAAUUUACCCUUCAUUUUCAAGCAAGUGACACCUUUCAACCACCACCUCGCCUUCACAUCACACUCACAGCACUUUUCUUGAUCAUCUGCUUAUUCUCGGCAUGCCUGUUAUGAGGCUUAGAUCCAAUCAUCAAAUUUCAAAAUUUCAAAUUUUACAAGAACUAUUAGAUUUCCAUGGAAAAUUCAAGAUUUCGAGUUUUAAGGCCGUUUCUUGUUUUAUUAUGUUUCUUGGUCCUUUGUUUAAGACCCAUUGCCCCUGAUCAGGAAAUGUAUAAGGGGCCAGGGCCGAAUGAAGAUACGAGUGCUAAUUUUGCAAAAUCAGAAGAAGAAGGAGAUAAUUACACCGACUAUAAAAGUGCUCGCCUUCAAGGUACAUCAGAGCUUUGCAAUAUCGACAUGAGUACUUUUCUUCCACCACCAUAUAACACUAUAUCGGGCUUGGUCUGUUCACCUGUCUGGAACACAUUUAUUUUGAGGUAUCAUAAGAGAGAAGAGAACUUAGUGACAUUUAUAAUAUCUGCUGUAUACACGACUGGAUGGGUAGGAAUUGGAUUUUCAAAAGAUGGAAUGAUGGUUGGUUCAAGUGCUAUGGUGGGUUGGUUCAACAAGGAAGGCCAUGCAAGAAUCAAACAAUACUACUUACAAGGUUCGAGGCCAUCACAAGUUAUAGCAGAUGCUGGUGAACUAGAACUCACUAAAAUUCCACCUGCUGUUGUGCUUCAUGGACCCAUGAUCUAUCUCGCUUUUCAAGCCAAGUUUCAGAAACCUCUUACUCAACAAAGAAUCAUAUUCGCUUUUGGUACCAAAUAUCCUAAUCACCACCGUCUAUCCAUUCAUGAUGAUAAGACCUCUGUUCUGUUCGAUUUCACUAAAGGUUCUGCCCAUGCCGAGUUUAUAAGUCCUGGGCAGAUGAAGAAAAAUCAUGGGAUAUUGGGUAUUUUUGCAUGGGGUCUGCUCCUUCCUGUUGGAGGAAUAUUUGCAAGAUACAUGAAGCAUAAAGAUCCACUUUGGUAUUAUUUACACGCAGGUACUCAAUUUGUGGGAUUUCUGUUUGGGCUAGCUAAUGUGGUUCUUGGAAUACAACUCUAUGCUAAAAUUAAUGCCAGAAUACCAGCACAUAGGUCCAUUGGAAUCUUCGUUCUUACACUUAGCAUUCUUCAGAUACUAGCAUUUUUUCUGCGGCCAAAGAAAGAUGCAAAGAUCCGCAAGUACUGGAAUUGGUAUCAUGGCUGGGUUGGAAGGGUUGCCCUCUUCUUUGGAUCUCUAAAUGUGGUGUUGGGAAUCCAUGCAGGAUCUGCAGGGGUUGCUUGGAAGAUAUGCUAUGGGUUUCUAGUUAGUGCAAUAUUAGUCACUGUUAUCAUUCUAGAAACAGUGUCUUGGAUGUGGAAAUCAGAAACUAGAAAUACAUCUCCUUCCUUCCAAAUGAAUCCAAUUUCAUAAUAAAAAAUUUUCACUUUUCAGGAUCGUCCUUCCAGUUGCAGAACUUUGAACAGAGAUGGUCACAACUCACAAGUAUCAAACAGUGCAACAUUUCCCAUUUUUUCUAAGGACAAAAAGGUAAGGCUGAACAAUUUUGGACUUGCAGGUCUGAACCUGUGCAUAGAACUGCUCUACAAGCUGUUCAUUAUGUGGAUUUUUUUGUGUGUGAAUGGUUGAGGGACUAUUACAUGGUUGGAUACAAUUGUUUAUCAAGCUGAAGCAACCAAGUUUCAGCUUUUUUUGUUGAAAAGAAAGAACUAACUUUGAGCUGCUUCUUUUUCUUAUUAUGUGCUUGUUUUGCUAUUAUAGUUUGUAGAUGAAGGUACAGCUGGAUUUAUUCAGGAAAAAA
Messenger RNA from Jatropha curcas, 1927 nucleotides. Its product is annotated as Cytochrome b561/ferric reductase transmembrane with DOMON related domain-containing protein. The record is from RefSeq and is a predicted model, not a curated record. Lineage: Eukaryota; Viridiplantae; Streptophyta; Magnoliopsida; Malpighiales; Euphorbiaceae.